This is a messenger RNA of Camelina sativa (false flax), 1737 nucleotides long. NCBI's taxonomy places the organism in Eukaryota, Viridiplantae, Streptophyta, Magnoliopsida, Brassicales, Brassicaceae. The record is from RefSeq and is a predicted model, not a curated record.
ACGUUUACCCCUUCACACACACACACACAAACUGUUUAAUUUCCCAAUUUGUCGCCGACCCUCUCUAUCUCCGACCUUAAAUCGCCGGUGAUUCUCCCCGGGGAAUAUGUUUCUCGAAUAAAACGAUGAUAAAACGAUCCAGCAACUGCGCUAUUUGCGAUAAUACUAAUCGUGCUUGUAUCUGUAGUGCUUGCGUUAAUCAUAGAUUGAUCGAGUAUAACACUUUGUUGAAGUCACUCAAGACUCGAAGAGAUACUUUACAUUCAAGAUUGAGUGAGCUAUUAGAAUCUAAGGGUAAAGCUGAUGAUCAGAAGAAUUGGAGAUUGAUUCAAAACGAGAAGCUUUCAAAGUUGAAGAGUAGACUUAAGAGUAGUAAGGAAUUAGUGAAUCAAGGGAAGGUUAAGAUUGAAAGAGGAUCUUGUGAUCUUAAAGUUAAAUAUGGUGUUCUUGAUUCAGCUCGUUCCACGUUGGAGAAAAUAAGAGUUGAACAAGUGGAGAAGUAUUUUCCUAAUCUAAUAUGUACACAGAGCCUUGGUCAUAUGGCAAUUUCAUCUGAGCGUCUUCAUAAGCAGUCAGUGGUUGUGAAGCAAAUAUGCAAAUUGUUCCCUCUACGCCGGGUUAGUCUUGACGGAGAGAAUCAGAACGGUUCAAGUCGUCAAUAUAAUCUUAUUUGCAAUUCACGUCUACCAAGUGGUUUGGACCCUCAUUCCAUCCCAUCAGAAGAGCUUGCUGUCUCUUUAGGGUAUAUGAUCCAACUGCUGAACCUUGUUGUUCACAACUUAGCCGCUCCUGCACUACAUAGCUCAGGUUUUGCGGGCUCUUGCUCCCGUAUAUGGCAACGAAAUUCCUAUUGGGACGCAAGUCCUCCUACUCGAAGCAACGAGUAUCCUCUCUUCAUACCCCGCCGAAAUUAUUGCUCAACCAGCGUUGAAAACUCAUGGACAGAUAAAAACUCCAGCAACUUUGGUGUAGCUUCCAUGGAAUCCGAAAGAAAAGAAUCCCGUCUGGACUCUACUGGAAACAGCAGCUUUAAGUACUCCGCUGCUUCUCCUCAUUCGAUUGAGUCACACAGAGAUCUGCAGAAAGGGAUAGCUCUUCUCAAGAAAAGUGUUGCGUGCUUGACAGCGUAUUGUUACAGUUCACUUUUCCUCGAAGUACCUCCCGAGGCCUCGACUUUUGAAGCAUUCGCCAAGUUAUUGGCCACACUUUCGUCAUCAAAGGAGGUUCGGUCUGUUUUCUCCCUGAAAAUGGCUUCUUCAAGAUCAUGCAAGCAGGCUCAACAACUCAACAAAUCCAUUUGGAACGCUAACUCUGUCAUCUCAAGCUCCUUACUUGAAAGUGCCCAUCUUCCGAGGAAUGCAAGUUAUAACCAGGAUCCAAAUUCAGGAGCCAGUUAUCUCUCUGCAACGGCAUCAUCAACCCGGAAGAACAACGAUAUGAAUGGAUGGGCUUUGGUGGAGCAUCCUAAGUACCCGCCACCACCUUCACAGUCCGAGGAUGUUGAACACUGGACUCGUGCUAUGUUUAUCGAUGCUAAGAAGAAAUGAAGGGUGGAUUCUUGCUUGUUGAGUGAAGCGAAUACUUUUGUAUAUAUGUCUUACAAUGUACAGAAACACAAAUCAUCGGUAGAUUCUCUAUUUCGUCUUGCGUUUAAGAACUGAACAAGACCAGACGAAUCUUACUAUUUUGGUGUAAGUUUCACUAUUUCAAUUUCUAAAUUGAGCUUAUUAAAAACAA